This is a messenger RNA of Candidozyma pseudohaemuli, 1047 nucleotides long. It is a transcript of the gene HEM15, whose product is annotated as ferrochelatase. The transcript has a single exon. Gene Ontology annotation, molecular function: protoporphyrin ferrochelatase activity. Gene Ontology annotation, biological process: heme biosynthetic process. Lineage: Eukaryota; Fungi; Ascomycota; Pichiomycetes; Serinales; Metschnikowiaceae. The coding region runs from base 1 to 1047 and encodes 348 amino acids. The record is from RefSeq and is a predicted model, not a curated record.
AUGGGAGGACCCAACAAGGCCAGUGAAACAAAUGACUUUCUAAUGCGUUUGUUCUCGGACAAGGAUUUGAUUCCGCUUGGACCAUUGCAAGGGAUCAUGGGCAGAGUCAUUGCUAGGUUGAGAACCAAGAGCAUUGAAGAGAAGUACAACGAGAUUGGCGGAGGAUCUCCUAUUAGACAUUGGUCAGAGUAUCAAUGUGAAAGAGUAUGCAAGAGGUUAGACGAGAUCCUGCCACAACUGGCUCCUCAUAAACCUUAUGUUGCUUUCAGGUACGCAAAACCAUUGACUGAAGAUAUGUUGGCUAAGAUGAAGGAGGACGGUGUUACUAGAGCCGUUGCCUUCUCGCAGUACCCACAGUGGUCCAGCUCGACGUCAGCCUCUUCCAUGCAUGAGUUGUUCCGUCAGAGAAAAAUCUACGAUCCAGAGAAGACCGUCAAGUGGUCGUUCAUUGAUAGAUGGCCCAAGGCGGAAUGUUUGGUGAGCCCAUUCGCCAGAUUCAUCAACGAUAAGCUUCUGGAGUUUCCAGCUGAGGACAGAGACAAGGUUGUGAUUUUGUUCUCUGCUCAUUCUUUGCCUAUGGAGAUUGUCAACCGUGGUGACUCGUACCCUGCUGAAGUUGCUGCCUCUGUCUACGCCAUUAUGGAGAGAUUGAAGUUUAAGAAUCCCUACAGAUUGGUCUGGCAGUCCAAGGUUGGCCCCAAGCCUUGGUUGGGUGCCCAAACUACUAGCAUUGUGGAGAAGUUGGAGCUCCAGGAUGACGUCAAGGGUCUCAUUUUGGUCCCUAUUGCAUUCACCUCGGACCACAUUGAGACUUUGCACGAACUAGACAUUGAGCUUAUGGAGGACGCCAAAAACCCUAAAAUCAUCAAACGUGCCUCUUCCUUCAACGACGACGAGGAGUUUAUCUCUGGCUUGGCUGACUUGGUCAAAGAGCAUAUCGAGUCCGGUCGUCCAUACUCCAACCAGCUUGAAUUGGAUUGGUUGUUGAGCAAAAAGUACACUACAGACACUUUUGAGCACCCUAGUGAGUUGUUUAGUUCCCACUGA